Messenger RNA from Haplochromis burtoni (Burton's mouthbrooder), 1766 nucleotides. RefSeq names its product myosin heavy chain, skeletal muscle, adult. The coding region runs from base 624 to 1673 and encodes 349 amino acids. The record is from RefSeq and is a predicted model, not a curated record. Lineage: Eukaryota; Metazoa; Chordata; Actinopteri; Cichliformes; Cichlidae. The transcript has 12 exons.
UAUAAAAAUCACCAAAAGAUGAAAUCUUCGCCAUACUGGCAGCAACAGUAUGGCAGUGUACUUAUGUAUGUCGAGAUGGAAAAGGGGAAGAAAGGUGAUCUAGGUAACUGAACAUAGGCCAAUCCAUCUGGCACCAACAACAAAGCUGAGUUUCAGAAACUGCUGAUCCCCUUGGAGUUUCCUGCACAGCCAUCUGAAAAUAACUGAAAAUAUUCCGAGUUCAGAGAAAUGCAUAAACUGAAAGGAAGGCAACAGUAAUUCAAAUAAUUACUUGUUACAACCAAGGUAUGCAGAAGAGCAUCUCUGAACUCAAAACACAUUGAACCUUGAAGAAGAUGGGCUACACCAGCAGGCGACUACAUCAGGUGACAGGAAACUGAGGCUCACCAAAAUAAAACAAUAUAAGAUGGGAAUAAUACUGGUAUGGCAUGCUGAGACUCCAUUUGUUCUGUGACAGGGGAUAUUCUAUUACCACUUUGGGACGAACUAAGCAUUUAAACACCCACAGCCUGCCUCUGGCCAUGUCCAUGCCUGUGUGACAGAAGUUUACCCAUCUUCUAAUGGAUGGUUAACCACAAAGCUCAAAACAUCCAAGACAGCAGGGUAAGGAAUACGCCAACUCAAUGGAUGUCAUAGAGGAAAACAUGUCACCAAAGGAGAUGCUUGAGAAAAUAGCAGAGCUGGAAUACAGUCAGAGUCUGCUGAGAGAUCAAAAUGCUGACAUGAGGAAAUUGCUCGAUGGUGCAGAUGAUGACAUGGCAGCACUGGGUUCGGAGAAUAAGUCCCUCAGAAAACAAGUUGAAACCAAUGUGGUCAGAAGCUUAAAACUGUCGCUGUGUGUCUCCAGCAUGGAGAAAGUUUUCCAAGACUUGCAACAGACUGAAGCGGAGCCUUGCAUAGCUCUGGAAGAUGACUUCGAGGCACAUAGACGGAAUGAAGAAAAGAUCCGUGAAUUGGAGAAGGAAUCCACUGUGAUGAAGAAAAAAUAUGAGAAAGUAACUGCAGAGCUCAAAAGCCUCCAGCAAGAAAUAGAGCAGGACAAGCUCUCACUGAGCAACCUCAAGUCUGAAAUUCAGGACUUGAAGUUUAAAAGGGAAGAGGACCAGUCAAACCUGGAGCACAAGGAUGAGGCUAUUCAUCUGGCAAGUAUAUACUUGCAGUUGAAUCAAUUAAGUGAAACUGUGGAAGAGUGCUUCAACAAUAUAAAGGACCUCAGGCAGACAACGCAGGAGCAGAGUAAGCAGUUGGAGGACAGACAAGAUGAGGCCACAUUUGACCUGAUGAGAGAGAAGGAACGAAUGCUCAACCGCCCUCUGUCCUUUGCAGAGGAAAUUAAACUGCUGGCCACAACAGCUGAAAUGAAUACGGGCAUGACAGACUCCACAAAUCAUGGAAAUGUAGAUGAGGAAGCUAAGACUGAGGAGCUGCUGAAACCUCAUCUUCCCACAGUUAAGCUUCAGUCUAAAAGAUGCCCAGGUACCUUGGAGAAAGCCAUCUGGAGAGUGGGUUUCUUUAUGCUGUGCAUCUUCAUUCUCAUGAUUAUAGCCUUUGUGGCUUCAGGAUGCUUUGCAGGAACAUCUGACUUCUCUUCCAUCACCACUUUGUGGACUAGCGCCCACCUGAUGUUACAGCCCUAUUGGAGUGUACAAUAUGGGGCCUUGCCUCCCAUUUGAGCUUAACUCUCCCUCUGGUCUACUCUUGUAUUUUAGUAUUUCUUUUGUAAACAUGAGUUCAGAAAACAAACAAAUAAAACUUCUCAUGAUGCA